UAGAAUGAUAUAUUUUUAACUGUGAUCGCAAACGGUGAAUGGUAGUAUGUGUGAAAAAUUUAUUAAUGCAUCUAUUUACAGCUCACUUUAAAAAAAAAUAACAAAAGUAUUAGUACCUUUCUGUCAGAAAAAACGUGUCAUUUUGGGGGGGUUGGGCAUGGUGCAGCUCCUGCAAUGUACCUCAUAGUAGAGUUUGUUGGGGAGGAGCAGACCGGACCAGUGGCAAAAUCUUGGUAUGAGGAUGGCUUCUCCUGGUGGCCUCCCUACAAAGACGAAAACCGACUCUUGAAAAGUUUCAGGAAAUCAGAGGUCCCACAGCCUGAUAAAGGGUGGAGCAAGCACAGCGUGCGAAUACUUUAUGAAUCAGAGUCGUUUGACAACAUUGUUGCCAACUGGAAAAAGUCAUGCUACACAUCAGAUCUUAACUCAGAAACUGAGUUAAGAAACUCCAGCACAGAAACUCUGGGAAAGAGAGUCAGGAAAAAGAAAAUAUACUCUUCCUCUGAACAAGAAGAAGAACCACAACCUGCCAAAGUAAAAAAACUUGCAAAUGCACCAAGGCCCCCAGCCCCACCACAAAGACAGAAACAUGGUUCAAAAAAUAACGCACUAACCAGCACCUUUCAGCCUGGAAGAGCAGAGCAGGAGUGGUGUAACAACCUGUCAGAUAGUCAAGCACCUACCAUGCAACAAGAUGCAUCAAGGUGGCCUAUGUCCAACCAGUGUACAUGGGCAGAUGCUUCUCAUGGGACAGCACAAGGCCAGGGUGUUCUACCUCAUGUCAGUGCAUAUACCAUGCAACAAGAGCCAUCAAGGUGGCCCAUUUCUGACCAGUGUACAGGACAAGGCCAGGGGGUUCUACCUCAUGUCAAUGCAACGAGAUCCAUCAAGGUGGCCCAUGUCCAACCAGUGUACAUGGGCAGAUGCUUCUCAAGGGACAGGACAAGGCCAGGGCGUCCUACCUCAUGUCAACGCACCCACCAUACAGCAGGGACUGUCAAGGCGGUUCAUACCCAAUCAGUGCGCACCUGUAGACAGAACUGUCCUGGAGGCACUGAGAGAGAUGGACCUGAAGAUAAAUUACCUGACAUCUCUUGUAGAAUCUCUUGUGGGUGGUCGUCGAAUUUUGCCCCCACAACAGCAAGAUGAUGAAGACUUGAAUGUCAUCCCUCUGGAUUCAGUAGAAGCCCUAGAAAAUUUAGAAGAAAGGCUUCUGAGCAACGGACUGAAGCAA
Messenger RNA from Trichomycterus rosablanca, 1234 nucleotides. RefSeq lists its product as uncharacterized. The transcript has 9 exons. The record is from RefSeq and is a predicted model, not a curated record. The coding region runs from base 175 to 1149 and encodes 324 amino acids. Lineage: Eukaryota; Metazoa; Chordata; Actinopteri; Siluriformes; Trichomycteridae.